Messenger RNA from Dendrobium catenatum, 2408 nucleotides. RefSeq names its product KH domain-containing protein At4g18375. Gene Ontology annotation, cellular component: nucleus; cytoplasm. Gene Ontology annotation, molecular function: mRNA binding. The transcript has 8 exons. Lineage: Eukaryota; Viridiplantae; Streptophyta; Magnoliopsida; Asparagales; Orchidaceae. The record is from RefSeq and is a predicted model, not a curated record. Gene Ontology annotation, biological process: regulation of gene expression. The coding region runs from base 171 to 2102 and encodes 643 amino acids.
ACCGAACCAAGCCAAGUAGGCGAGCUCUUCAUCCGUUCUCUCCAUUUCUCGUCGCCCCCACUCCACUUUCUUCCCAGUACGAGCUUACUCUCUUACCCUCUGUCCCUCUCUCUUUCAAUUCCUGCUGCUGUAGCAACUGAGGGAAAACGCCUACGCUUCUCGUUCCGAGUAUGGAUGAUGAAAGGCAAGUAGCUUAUGGGAAUUACAAGCCAGGUGGUUCCAAAAAACGAUCCAACUCGGAAUUGGAUAACGGGAGGCACAAGAGGCACAACACUAAUGAUGGCCAUAAUGCUAAGACCAUUGAUACUCUGUAUCGCAUACUCUGCCCUGUCAAGAAAAUUGGUAGCGUUCUUGGGAAAGGUGGUGAUAUAGUUAAUGCUUUGAGAAAAGAGACCCAUGCAAAGAUAAGAGUUGUUGAUGCCAUUCCUGGCGCUGAUGAGAGAGCUAUUAUUAUAUUCAGUUAUGUUCAACAAGAAGUAGACAAAAAUAAUAAAAGCGAAAAUACUGUCAGUGAUGAUCCUUUUGGAGGUGGUAAUCUAGAUAUGAAGCCACAUUGUCCAGCUCAGGAUGCUCUCCUAAAAAUUCAUGAUAGGAUUGCUGCAGAUGAGUAUAUGCGCGGCGGAGUGGUGCAUGAGAACACCGAGCCCAAUGAUGAUGUGAUUGCAUGUAUUCUUGUCCCUCAAAUUCAAAUUGGCUGCCUUCUUGGAAAGGGUGGAAAUGUUAUUAAAAAAUUACAGCUGGAUACUAGUGCGCACAUUCGCAUCUUACCUUCAAAGGACCUUCCACCUUGUGCUUUGAGAUCCGAUGAACUAGUUCAGAUAUCUGGUAAGCCAAUCAAUGUUAGAAGGGCGCUUUUUGAGAUUUCCACUUUAUUGCAUCAUCAUCCACGAAAAGAUAACCCUCCUUUAGAAGAUAUCAUAUCUGCAAGUACCCAACACCUCUACCCAUCAGGUUCUGAAAUACCUCCUCCUUUGCCGCAUGGAAGUCCAAUGUUGUCCCGCCAUACGCCACCAACAUCAUGGUUUGAUGGGUAUAGAAAUGAAUCAUCUAGUCACGGCCCAAGCAGUUUUAACCUUGGUGCUGUCAGAAAUGGAGUUCUGGAAGAUUUUUCCAUAAAAAUUUUGUGUGCUACAGAGAAGAUUGGCAGUGUAAUUGGCAAAAGUGGUUCAAAUGUUAAACAAUUAGAGAAGCAAACUGGUGCUAGGAUUCAUGUCGAGGACACUGAUUCAGAUGCUAAGGAACGAGUGAUUAUUGUUUCUUCUAAGGAGGGUCCUGCAAAUCCAAUUUCUCCAACCAUUGAGGCUGUUCUUCAACUCCAAAGAAAAACUAGCGAAGUAGCUGAAAAAGGCACAAUCACAACAAGGCUUCUUGUCCCCGCAAGUAAAAUUGGUUGCAUUCUUGGAAAAGGUGGAGAUGUAAUUACAGAAAUGAGGCGUCGUACCCAUGCGGAUAUUCAUGUUUUCUCAAAAUCUGACAAACCAAAAUAUGCAGCUAAUGAUGAAGAGCUUGUUCAGAUAUCUGGAAAUGAGAGUGUUGCUGCGAUUGCUCUCUCAGAGAUUGCAUCCAGGCUCAGAGCAAAGUCUCUUACAGGAGGAACUGUUCCUAUAGAUCUUUUGGCUCCUGGACCCGGACGUGGAUUUGCUCCUUCAGAAAGUUUCUCUAAAAGAGCAAGGCAACCAUCUGCUGCUUUUGGUUCUGCUGAUCCAGAUAUCUAUGACUUCCCAAUGGGUUAUGAUUAUCCUAAGGGCUCGGAUUACUCGAAGAGCUAUGAUCACCGAAAGGGCUAUGACUACCCAAAGAGUUUUGACCAUCCAAAGGAUUAUAACUACCUAAUGAGCUAUGACUAUCCGAAAGGUUAUGAGUAUCCAAAGGGUUCUGAUUAUGCCGAGAGUUAUGACCACCCAAAGGAUGCUGGUCGACAAUUUAACUCUCAUGGUUAUCCGGGUCCACUGCAUCCUACUGGGUACUCCGACAUGAGGAGUGCUAUGGAAGUCAAGACUCCGAGGAGCUCAGUUCGGGGAAUGGGUGGAAACAAUGCUUCUAAUGUUCAUCAGGUACCAGCAACUGCAUCAUGGAGAUACAAAAAUCAUCCGAGGCAGUGAAGAAAGCUGUCGCAGGUUUGAAGUCCAAAAACCCUAAAGAGCAUAUUUACUCCCCAAUCAAUAACUGCAUUUAUCUUUGCUUCCUAUUUGUGGCAAAAACCAUUUUCUCCUUCCAAACCCCCUUACAUAUGGAGACCUGAGGAUGGAGUUUAAACAACGGCUAAUUAUGUUUUACCGACCAUUUUUAGGAAAAUGUUUAAACUUUGAAGUGGUCAUUAUGAAAGAAUUAGCAUUGCUAAUGAUGCAGGUUUGUAUGUUCUAUUUCUUUCUCUUGUAUUAUUAUAUUAAAAUCUUUUUUUUUUGUUU